Knipowitschia caucasica is the source of this 366-nucleotide messenger RNA. The record is from the annotation of a GenBank genome assembly. Lineage: Eukaryota; Metazoa; Chordata; Actinopteri; Gobiiformes; Gobiidae.
AUGGUGAGGCGGGACGGCUCGGUGUUCUGGUGUCCCGUGCGUGUGUGUUGGCUGAGCCGUGGGGGGGACUCGGGGGGAGGGGCCGCGGAGUGCGUUCGUUUUGGGGUGUCGGGGCUGUGCUGGGGGGGUGGGAUGUGGCGAGGUUGUCCGUUCCGAGGGGGGUGUGAGGCGCGCUGGGUGGGCGCUUUGCCGGCGCGGCCUUGUAUUGUUGGGGGGACGCAGCGGGCGGCGGUAGGGUGGGGGGGGGGGGCUUCUCUGUGGCGCGGGGGCGGGGGUGGGGUGGGGGGGGGACGACGGGGGCCGCCGGGUGGGGCGGCGCCGUGGUGCGGGGUCGCGGGCGGUUGGGCGUCGGAUGCGGCGGGGUAA